Molecule: messenger RNA, 1886 nt
Organism: Pseudogymnoascus verrucosus
Lineage: Eukaryota; Fungi; Ascomycota; Leotiomycetes; Thelebolales; Thelebolaceae
Exons: 1
Coding region: 22-1821 (599 amino acids)
Biological process (GO): carbohydrate transport; transmembrane transport
Cellular component (GO): membrane
Molecular function (GO): carbohydrate:proton symporter activity
Source: RefSeq, a predicted model, not a curated record
AUUUAAAAAUCAGACAUCAAAAUGGGGUUCAUGAGCGGAAAGUCAAACACAGACGCCAUAGAGCGGUACGAUGGCAAUGCAAAUGCCGUCGACGCUGGCAACGGCGGCGAGAAGGCUCUCAGAGCCGACAAUGAGCCCACAACCCAAAACAAUACCAUCGACAACAGCAGCGACGUGUCUGCCGAACCUACUACUAAAAAGCACAUGAAGACAUACAUGGGACUUUCUGGCCGCAAACUCAACAUUGCAAUCUCCGUCGUUGCGACGAAUGGAUUUUUGCUCUUCGGGUUCGACCAAGGUGUGAUGAGUGGGAUCAUCACAGACCCGGUCUUCAACGAUUAUUUCCCAGCGACAAAAGAUAAUUCUACGGUACAAGGCAUCACGACUGGAAUUUACGAGAUCGGCUGCCUUCUUGGCGCUGUCUUCAUUCUCAUUUUCGGCGAGUGGCUGGGCCGUCGCCGAGCCUGUAUCACAGGUGGAUGGGUUAUGAUUCUCGGGGUCAUCAUCCAGGUCGCCUCGAUGACUGGAUCUAUGCCAUUUGUUCAAUUCAUGGUCGGACGAACGAUUACCGGUGUCGGAAACGGCAUCAACACAUCGACAAUUCCCACAUACCAGGCCGAAUGCUCCAAGUCAUCGAACCGUGGUCUCCUGAUCUGUAUCGAGGGCGCUACGAUCGCGUUCGGAACUAUGAUUGCUUAUUGGAUCAAUUACGGCUCUCAGUUCUCCGAUAACGAGAGUGUUCACUGGAGAUGGCCCAUCGCUUUCCAGAUUGUAUUUGGUCUCUUCCUCUCCGUUGUCAUGGUAUUCCUUCCGGAAUCUCCCAGAUGGCUGCUCAGCCGUGAGCGGUACGAGGAGGGCGAAAGUGUCCUCGCCUCUCUCCAUGGCAAGGACACUCAUCACCCCGAGGUCCAGGCACAGAAGGCUGUCAUCCUCGACUCGAUCCGCGCAGCUGGCAAGGGCGCGAGCUUCUCCAGUCUAUUCACUGGUGGAAAAUCACAGCAUACGCGUCGCAUGUUGGUUGGAUCUUCUGCGCAAUUGUUCCAGCAAAUCGGUGGUUGUAAUGCGGUGAUUUACUAUCUCCCCGUGUUACUGGAGGAGUCUCUCGGCCAGACCCGCAAUAUCUCCCUCGUCGUAGCAGCUGUAAACGCGACGUGCUACGCCGCCUUCUCGACGACAUCUUGGUUCCUGAUCGAGCGUGUGGGCCGCCGUGCUCUUUUCCUAUGGGGUACAGUUGGCCAGUGCCUCGCCAUGGUUAUCACAUUCGCGACUCUCAUCCCUUCCGGAAUAAAAAAUCAAGACACCACCCCCGAAGCUAAGCAAGCUGCCAAGGGAGGCGUAUUCGGUCUGUUCCUGUUCAUCAUCGUUUUCGGGGCCACCUGGCUUCCACUGCCAUGGCUGUAUCCCGCUGAGGUCAACCCCAUCAAGACCCGCGGAAGGGCGAAUGCGAUCUCGACCUGCACGAACUGGUUGUUCAACUUCGUCGUGGUCAUGGUUACUCCGAUCAUGGUUUCGAACAUUGGAUGGGCGACAUACCUCGUCUUUGCCAUUAUCAAUGCCUGCUUUCUGCCCGUCAUCUUCUUCUUCUACCCCGAGACUCAAGGACGCUCGUUGGAGGAGAUUGAUAUCAUCUUCGCUAAGGGAUAUAUCGAAAAGAUUACCUAUGUUAAGGCAUCGCAUGAGCUACCGAUGCUUGAUGAUGCGGGAGUUGGGGAGUAUGCAAGGCGGUAUGAUCUCGGAGUGGAUAGCAACGACGACUUCAACAUCGAUAGACGCGUUAGCAGAGAUGGGGAGAAUAAGGCGGCAAUGCAAGGCGUUGCUUAGAUUUGCUUUUGACGCGUCAUAAAUAGUUUUAGAAUAGUUAUAGAUCCGCUCUUAGAAACUAGAAG